Messenger RNA from Larimichthys crocea (large yellow croaker), 6546 nucleotides. Its product is annotated as AT-rich interactive domain-containing protein 3B. Gene Ontology annotation, cellular component: nucleus. The transcript has 9 exons. NCBI's taxonomy places the organism in Eukaryota, Metazoa, Chordata, Actinopteri, Sciaenidae. Bases 636 to 2459 code for a protein of 607 amino acids. Gene Ontology annotation, molecular function: DNA binding. Gene Ontology annotation, biological process: regulation of transcription by RNA polymerase II. The record is from RefSeq and is a predicted model, not a curated record.
UUGUGUUGCGUUAUAUUAUAUGACUCAUUCGCACUUUUAUGUAUAUAUAUUGUACAUUUGCUCUUUUUAUUUAGGUUAUGUGGCGCAGCUACUUGCAUAGACGUAUACGCAUUUAGUUGUUCAGCCUAUGUUAUAGAAAUUGAAGAAAUGUAUAUGAAUAUAAAAGUACUUGAUAAGACGCGAGACUUGUUGCUAUCAUGGGCGGGCCUAAUGCUGUACGCCAUAGGGGCUGGUGUGGAGAAAGAGAGAGAGGGGUGUCAAAUGUAAAGGAGGGGAGGGAAAAAAAAACAAGUGAAGGGAGUUACCUCAGCGCUCUAUGUGAGAUAUGAGGUCGGGACAUUUUCCAGCCGUUCCGCUUUUCUAUUAAAGAAAAAGAAUAAGGUAAAAAAAAAAAAAAAAUCUGACACAUUUCCAGAGGUCGCACCCCGUCACCCCCCCUCCAGAAGAGAGAGCACAUAGAGCCUUCCAGCACGCGGGUCAGUUGGCAGCCGUUCUACGGUGGUGUGCGUGCACAGCCCCCCCCCCUCCUCCCCCCUACCCGUACGCGCGCGCGCGUGCGCGCAGCGUGUGUUUACAAGUGUUUGAACGAGUGCCACAAACGAGGGAAGAAGGAGGAUAAAGCCAAGGAAGGAGGGAUGGUGGACAAUUCAGGCAGUAGUAAGGCACAAAUGCCUAGCAUGUCUCAGGAGCCUGGUGUGGCCUUUCCUCAGAGCACCUCUACAGGGGGGAUGAAGCUGGAGGCAGUAAUGGAGCAGCUUCAGCGCCAGCAACAGGCCCGACUGGAAAUGGAGCGCAAGGAGAGGAAGCUGCGAGAGGCCCAUAUCAUGUAUGCUCAGCAGGUUGCUGCCCAGCAGGCCAUCCUGGCAGCUGCCCGGGCUUCUGGGGCCAGCUUCAUGGGCAAAGGCCUGGCUGGAGGUGUCCCAGUUGGCGGGUUACCUCCCCGCAUGUCCAAUCAGAGCAGUGUGGACUCAGAAAGAGAGGAUGACGAGGACAGAGGCCGGGAUUCAGGGGAUGAUGAUGACGACAAUGAGAUGAUGGAAGGGGAUGAGGGCAGUGAUGAGGAUGAGGGAAGUGCCAGUGGUCUGGAGUUUCUCCGCAAGCAGACCCUUGCUUUGCAACAGAGCGCUUCCCGCAUCCCGGCACGUCCAUUUGGCAGUUACUCUGCAUCAGCUCCCCAGAGGGCUGCAUCCCCACCUAUUAGAGUCAAGCAGGAACCUGAUGAGGGCCUGUCUCCUGCUGGGCCUCACUCUGCUACCUCUCCUAACGGACAGGCCGACUGGGGCUUCGAUGAUCACUUCAGACAGAAUGGGAGUGUAGGCUGGGGGGAUGAAGCCGAUAGCAGCAAAGGAAGAGGAGGAGAGGCCUCCAGAGACUUUGCUAAGUUGUAUGAACUCGACAAUGACCCCAAAAGGAAGGAGUUUUUGGAUGACCUCUUCACCUUCAUGCAGAAAAGAGGAACCCCAGUCAAUCGUAUCCCCAUCAUGGCCAAGCAGGUCCUGGACCUGUACAUGUUGUACAAGCUGGUGACAGAGAAGGGAGGCCUGGUGGAGGUUAUCAACAAGAAGAUCUGGAGAGAAAUCACAAAGGGACUCAACCUGCCUACCUCCAUCACCAGUGCAGCUUUCACUCUGCGCACACAGUACAUGAAAUACCUGUACCCUUAUGAGUGCGAGAGGAAAGGCCUCAGCUCCCCCGGUGAGCUCCAGGCUGCCAUCGACAGUAACCGACGCGAGGGUCGUCGUCCGAGCUACAGCAGCAGCCUCUUCCGCUUCUCUCCUUCUCCCAGCACAGCUCCCCACAUCCUCUCACCUCCCAAGAUGCACCUUUCAGCUCUGGGGGCAGGGACCUCAGGGUCCCUCAAUGGUCUGCAUGUCUCACCCGGACCUUCUCUGAAGAAAGAUGACCUGACAUCCUCCAUCAUGGCGGCGAGACCCUCCAUGGCACUGGCCCUGGGUCAGCAGCAGGUUGCAGGUUUGGCAAGAGCUGCCACACUGGAACAGCUGAGAGAAAAGUUGGAGACCAGCGGAGGAGAGGGACCAGAGAGGAAGAUGGCUCGCCUGGCUGAAGAGCAGCAGCGUCUGAUGCAGCAAGCUUUCCAACAUAACCUGCUGGCCAUGGCCUCCCAAAUGCCCAUGAACCUGCGUCUGGGAGCCCCCACCGUCACCACCAGAGAUGAGAAGCAGCAGGACAUGUCUCUUAGCAUCUCAACCAAUGGAAAUGCGAGCAUCACCGUCUCAGUGGAGGUCAAUGGCACAAUCUACUCAGGAACCUUGUUUGCCCAGAAGUCUGGCGGGGCCCCAGGGCCUGCUGUGUCGGCUGCUGCUGCUUCAGCCUCUCCUGCUGGAACCAGCACUAGCUUUGGCUUCUCUGCACCCCUGGCUCGGACCCUCAGCCCCACGUCCUCCUCCUCCUCCAAGGGUCCCGGCUCGGCUGAGCCGACCCCUAACGGGUCACCCUAACUCAGGCAGCCCUUUGUACCUGUUCCACAGGCCUCUCUUCCACCGGGAGGCCCAGCAAGAAUUUACAGUACAAUGAGAAACCGAUAAGAAUUACAAACUGUUGCACAACAAAUACCUCAUCAACCCUGUCAACCUCUUGGCUGUCCAAUCAUGAACACAGAGCCCAAGAAUAUUAUAUGACAACACGUGCCCAAACGCACAGCUAUGCAUUGUAUUCAACAUACAAACUAACACAUACACACACUACACUACAAACACACACAAUUAUACAUACAGACACACAAUCUAAACACUCAUACACUUGUUAAUCCUAUUGUACAUGCUAAACACAAUCAGUUCAGCCAAAACCCACUGACAGGUGUAGUCACAACUGAACUUGAAAAGUUUUAUCUUAGAACAUUUUGUUUGUUUGUUGCCAUUUUGUUGUCUUUUUGAUUUUGUGUUUUAGAAUGAUUUUAUUUUUAUUUUUUCUCUUUUUACAUACCUCAAAUCAAGUAACCUGCAGUGGUGUCUUUACCUCAGGAGCUGUAGUAUAUUUAACCUGAAUCAACUUUAUUUUUGUAUUCUUUUAGACCUAGUUGCAAUCAGGGGAUGUCGGGUAACUCACCAGUGGAACCUCAUGUACAGCAGCACCCACCUCAGUGACAGGCCUCCAACCCAGGCCUCUCAGGUUUCUUUAACACGCUGUAGAGUUUUGCUGAACUCAAACUGGUGAAUGAUCAGAUGCUGUAGAUCAGCACAUUAAAUGCUUAAUUACACAACAAGCCCAUACGAUUGGAAGGUGAAUGAUGUACACAAACCUCCCAGAUAUGGACCUGAUUUCACCAAACUGUAAACUCUCAGUAAUGCGCAGGAUUUUUACGCCCACCUAGAAUUCAACUUACUGCAGAUCCGCACAAGCUGUCUUUAAAGACGUAGCAUGCAAAGUUGGGGGAGAACAGCAACUCAAAUCCACCUACAGUAGACUGAGCAGACCCUGAGCUCAUUUCUCCACCCCAGCUCCUGUCUAUGUUACAGAGAGGUUGUACAGAAUCAGAUUUGAGUUUGUUGUCCCCCGUUUUGUUUGUGCAUCCUUCCUCCAGCUGCAACCUCAAAGCUGAAAGUUUAUCUGACACUGUCAACGCAUAGUUGACAGACCUCAUGCUGGCCUCUGGAGGGGGUCUCUCUCAGGAAACUUGACAACUUCAAGGAAUCACUGUUAACUUAAAGGAGGAGGGAAAAAAAGAUUCAUACCUGAAGAAUGCACAAGUCUACAUGGCUGUUCAAGAAUACCUCAUCAGACUCUCUCAAAAGGAGAGCUACACAACAUACCUCAUACGGCUGAGAAGCCAUUAAGACUGGAAAUCCUACCUGAACUGAAAAUGACAUACCGACAUACCGCUGGUGAUUUUUGGGGACAAACAAAACUGGGAUGGGCUUGCUAUUUCUCUCCUCCUGUAUUUACGUGUAGAACUUGUUUUAUGCUUGCUUACGUUUUUGUUUUUCUUUCUUUUCAAGUUGUUGUCUGAGAAGAGUGAUAUAUCUGCAUUUCUUUCAGGGCAGAGGAAAACAAUAAUUAGUUCCUCACUGACACGUGUGGAUUAGUAGGAUUGUCAACUGGUUUCAAGGUCAAAGGGGUCAAAAUAUUUCAAAACAAAUGACCAUGUUAACCUUAAAUCGACUGCGAAGACUUAAAAUCGCAGUUAACAUGUCUUCUCUACGACAGCGGCAAGAUGAUAUGCAUGUGUACAAUCACGUGACCUGUCUUUUAACACCCUAAUCUUCUGGGUCACAUCAACCUCUGGUUAUUGCACAGCUAGAUACCAAAGACAAGCCAGGUCGCUUCUCUUGAUGAAUCUCUCGUACAAUCCUGCCAUGUUGCACAGCAAGGCAGUUCAAGGUCUCUUCUGGAUUGCAAAAAAAAGAAAAAUGUUGCAUCUAAUCUCAUUGGCUCAUUUAAUUUUUUUUCUUAAAGCAAGUAAAAAAAUAUCUUUGGGUGAGGUGAAUUCCCUUGUUUGAUAUUUUACGGCAUGACUUGAUUAUUGAAGUUACAAUUAAAAUUUUAAUCUGAUUUACAUGCCAUGUACAAAUUGUUAGCAGAUAUUUAAGUCUCGUUGUCCAGAACAGUAGCUCAGAUACUGCAGGUUUCCUGAGCUGCCUCCCUAAUUUAAUCUUUUACACUUACGGGCUCUUGGGGCUGAUUGUUAACACCCAGUUUGGACGCAGACCCUCUAAAUCUGCCCCCUCCUUAAUAUAAAGUAUUUUUUUCCCCCUUUAAAAUAAAUUUUUAGUAUUUUGAAAUACUGCAAAGGAUGAAAAUGAAAUUUCCAGCUUUUUCUGUGUUGAAUGUGAGGCAUUUUAUCUGUUUAGAAACCUCUUUAAGCCCAGUGUGAUCUAAGGUGGGCAGCCUUGUUGCUUUUAUUAGACUGUAUUUUAGCCAUUACGUGUCAGGUUUUGCAGACGUUUUGCAGUGUAGAUCAUGGUUGAGGCUUUUAGGGCUUUGAGGACAGUGCUUGAAGCCCUUUUGGUGUACCCUUCAGAACCCUGAAUGACACAUAACUGUAUUUUCUAAAGGUGAGGACUGUAGAUGCUGCCUUAAAGUAGUUGCUGGUGAGAUCCAGCCAGUGCAGGUUUCACUACGCAGCUGGCUGGGAAAAUGUCUUUAUCUUCAAGCUUAAUCCUUUGGAGAGUAAUCACUUUUUUUAUUUUGGUGAGCAAUUCAGUCAGACGUUAGACACCAGUUGUCAUUCAUGCUGUUGCGUUAACAACUGAGUGUUGCUAUUUAUUUGUGUUGUUUUUUUGUUUUUCUUUCACCCUGUUGGACCUUGUUUUUAGUAACCGUUAUGCUUAAUCACUUAGGCUGUGUUACUAAAACCAAUUUCUUGUUGUCCGAGCUUUCUGUUUCAUCUGCUUAGUCUAAGCAAUGACUGUUUAAUAGUGUAGUUUCACUGCCUUUGUAUGUUUGUGUGUAAAUGUGUGUGUGUAUGUGUGUGUGUGUGCACAAGCAGGUUCAGCAUAUAAAGCAUGUGGUGCACCAUGUACACCUACAUACACCUGUAAUACAAUCAAGGAUACAGCAGGUGGCGCCACAUCUUUUAAUCAUAAGGAUGCACUACCUCACAUAUGAAUUUUAAUGACAUUUACUUUUCUCCAGCAUCAACCUCCCAUUUUGUUCCCUGGGAACUGCCUAAUACACCCAUAGUUGUAUUCUGCUGUUGAAGGACACUUUGUUGUUUGGGGAGUGGAAAGUGUUGAGGGUUGGUCAUUCACUUCUCCUCUCUGAUCUCUAGGCAUCAAACCGGCAACCCUAUCACCUCAUUAACCUCCAGGCUCAUGCUACCUGUCUUGGUGUGUGUGUGUGUGUGUGUGUGUGUGUGUGUGUGUGUGUGUGUGUGCGUGUGUGCGUGUGUGUGUGUGUGUGUGUGUGUGUGUGUCUUUUAGAGACCGCCCCUACCUCGUCAUACCACAAUACCUCAGGGCAGUGGGCUGCAGUCACUGUUGCAUUUGAUGUUGAAGCUGCAUUGGGGGACGAGUACUGACAGAAGCUGUGGUCACUUCGCUGAAUGCUAACGUGAUUUUGGUGUUGCAUUUUUGUAUUUUUGUCGUCAGUAACUGCAGGCAAGGUCUCGUCACUCAGGAAGCUGUGAAGUUGGAAGUCUGUAGAACCUUUUGUCUCUCAGAUGAUUUUGGAGUUAAUUCAGUUUUAAAUUGUUUUUAAAAAAAAAUUAACCUGAUCUGUGUAAAAACAGGCGCAUAUGCAAGUGGUUAUCGAAUACCUCAUUUAUCAAUUUUAUGUUGUUUUUGGCUUGUACAAUGCUCCGUAUAUUAAUUCAACUGUGGGGUUUGUGCAUAUUUUUGUACUGUUAUUAUUAUUAUGGACAUGAUAAUAAUGAUAUUACUGAUAUUAUAGUUUUCUCUUUGAUUAAAACAAAAAUAGGACAAAACACACGAAUGCUUGUAAAAACUGGUUUGUGCUGAUUGUAUUUAAGAGGAGCACUUUUCCAAAGUGGUUUUCACACAUUCAGUUUUGUUCAUAUUAGUAAUAUAAAGAUAUGGUUCUCAGGGCUUUAAACUUGUAUGUCAUGAUAAAGUUUUACUUUAUAUCUUA